Molecule: messenger RNA, 2958 nt
Organism: Mangifera indica (mango)
Lineage: Eukaryota; Viridiplantae; Streptophyta; Magnoliopsida; Sapindales; Anacardiaceae
Exons: 4
Coding region: 402-2726 (774 amino acids)
Source: RefSeq, a predicted model, not a curated record
UUAACCCCUCCUCCAACGUUUCGACAAUCACGAUUGAGGAGUCUCUCUCUUUUUCGCUUCUUCUUCUUCUUUACUUUCUCUCUCUCCAAACUUUACAGCAUAUUGUUUUUUCUCUUGUUCAUUUCAGUCCUUUUUAUCUGGCAAUAUCUUUCGCAAUCUCUGCUCAAUCCUCUUCUCUAUCCCACUAAUUUUCUUCCCACAAGAGUUUUGAACAGCCCGUUGUUUUCUCUUCACGUUUCUUAAGAAUUCGGAGUUUCUAAGGAUUUUUUGUUUUUCGGGUUUGUUUUGGGUGUAGAGUCAAGGGAAGAAUUAAAAACAUUGUGUGAUUUUCGAAACAAGUUUUUUUUUUUAAAAGGGAUUUGAGGUUUUUUUGGGUUUUGGGUUUGGGUUUUGUCUGAGAAAUGGUGGUGAAGAUGAUGAGAUGGCGGCCGUGGCCGCCUCUUGUGACGAAGAAGUGCGAGGUGAAACUGGUAGUACGAAGGAUGGAGGGUUGGGAUCUGGUGCGGGAAGGUGUUGAAAAGAUGGAAGAAGAAAGAUUAGCAGUCGAGAUUCGUUGGAAGGGUCCCAAAUUGGCCUUGAGUACUUUGAGAAGAAGGGUCAAGAGGAACUUCACCAGAGAAGCUCAACUAAAUCCAAGCGAAAACGAAAGCCAAAACGGUGUCGUUUUGUGGGACGAAGAGUUUCAGUCUCUGUGUACUUUCUCUGCUUAUAAAGAGAAUGUUUUUCAUCCUUGGGAGAUCGGUUUCAGAGUCUUCAAUGGCUUGAACCAGGGGCCUAAAAGCAAGGUUUCCGCCGUGGCAACCGCGACACUAAACCUUGCAGAGUUUGCUGCUUCAGCUGGAGAAAGGGAGAUUGAGUUUAACUUGCCUCUUACUCUCUCUUCUGGUGCUGCCGAGUCACAUCUCCUGCUCUGUAUAUCUCUGAGCUUGCUGGAGCUGAGAAUGGCUCAAGACACCACUGAGCCAGUGCAGACAGCCAUAGUGCCUGUUGCAUCACCAUCUCUGCAGUCAGGAGAAUCUUCUCCGACUGAGAAGGAUGAACUUUCUGCAAUUAAAGCUGGUCUGAGAAAAGUUAAGAUUUUUACGGAGUAUGUGUCUACCAGGAAAGCAAAGAAGGCCUGCCGGGAGGAAGAGUGUAGUGAGGGCAGGUGCUCUGCACGAAGUGAGGAUGGAGAAUAUAGCUACCCGUUUGACUCUGACUCACUUGAAGAUUUUGAGGAAGGAGAAUCAGAUGAGGGCAAGGAGGAAGCCAGUGUUAGGAAGUCGUUUAGUUAUAGCCCACUGGCUUAUGCUAAUUGUGCCAGAGGAUCAUUUGACUCAAGUAUGAGGAUAUAUGGUGAAGAUGAGGAUUGGGUGUAUUAUAGCAAGUGCAAGUCUGAUGCUGGUUGCUCACAUCCUGAAGAUCCAUUAGUAUCAGUCGCUGAGCCAUCUUUGUUGCAAAGUUCAAAGCGCAGCCUACUGUCCUGGAGGAAGAGAAAGCUAAGCUUCAGAUCUCCUAAAUCCAAAGGAGAACCACUGUUAAAGAAGGGUUAUGGGGAAGAAGGUGGGGAUGACAUUGAUUUCGAUCGUCGGCAGCUUAGCUCUGAUGAAUCUUUUUCUUAUGCGAUACUCAAAACAGAUGAUGAUUUAUCUGCAAAUCGAUCUUCAGUUUCUGAAUUUGGGGAUGACAAUUUUGCCAUAGGAAGUUGGGAGCACAAAGAAAUUAUAAGCCGUGAUGGUCAAAUGAAGCUUCAAAGUGAGGUCUUCUUUGCUUCAAUUGAUCAGCGGAGUGAGAGAGCAGCAGGUGAGAGUGCUUGUACAGCCCUUGUUGCUGUAAUAGCUGAUUGGUUCCAGAACAACUGUGGGCUUAUGCCUAUCAAGUCCCAAUUUGAUAGUCUAAUCAGAGAUGGUUCGUUGGAAUGGAGGAACCUUUGUGAGAACGAAACCUAUAGGGAGAGGUUUCCUGACAAGCACUUUGAUCUUGAAACAGUCCUCCAAGCAAAAGUACGCCCUCUUGGUGUGAUAUCAGGAAAGUCAUUUGUUGGGUUUUUUCAUCCAGAGGGAAUGGAUGAGGGAAGAUUUGACUUUUUGCAUGGUGCAAUGUCGUUUGAUAACAUUUGGGAUGAGAUUAGCUGUGCAGGAUCAGAAAGUCCAAGAAAUGACGAACCUCACAUAUAUAUUGUUAGCUGGAAUGAUCAUUUUUUUGUUCUCAAGAUUGAACCAGAAGCUUACUACAUAAUUGACACAUUAGGGGAGAGGCUUUAUGAGGGAUGCAAUCAGGCUUAUAUUUUGAAAUUCGACUACAAUAGUGUUAUUCAUAAACUACCAAAUGUUUGUCAAUCAAAUGAUGAAAAACCAGUGGGUGAUCAGCAGAUUACUGCAUCAACAUCAGAGCCAAAUAACCAGCCGGUCCAGCAGGUCAAUGCAAAGGAGGAAGGUUCUAUUUCCAGUGAAAUGGUAACCAAGAAUAAGGAACCAGUAAAAAAUGAAGGGGUAGAGGAGAUUGUGUGCCGUGGCAAAGAGGCUUGCAAGGAGUACAUAAAGAGCUUCUUGGCUGCAAUUCCAAUUCGUGAAUUACAGGCAGACAUCAAGAAAGGUUUAAUGGCAUCAACACCUCUUCAUCACCGGCUACAAAUUGAAUUCCACUACACGCAGUUCCUGCAACCCCGACUGGAAACUCCUGCACUGGAACAGAUCACAGCUACACCAGAAUCAGUUGAAGCUCCCACAACAGUUGCAGCCGAGUAGAGACUUAAUGUAAAUUGUAGGAAGUGUUAUUACUCUAACCUCUUUCUUCUUUUUUCCAUUUUUUUUAGGUAUCUUGUGAGAUGUGAAUGGGUUGACAAAGAAGAACCUGUUUGAGCCUUUUUCUUACCAUAGGGAUAUUAUGUUAUGAUGUGAAUGUGUUAACAAAGAGUAAAAGAGAGUUGUUUUUCUUGUAAGCAGUGUUGAAAUGUUACAAAAACUUUUAUUGUCCUCA